CGCUCUCUCAGCACUCUCCUCUACGGCCAGGGCUCCGGGGUGGGGGAACAGAGCGCCGGCUUCUUCCGCACAGAAGCCCGCACGGUGGGUUUGGACCCUGCCCAGGGGAAGGGCUGAGACCCAAGCAGCCAGACCCCAGACCCCUGACUUCAACUCCGCACACCAGGUGGCUGCUCCUCCACACUUGAUCCAUUGGUUUCGGCUCUCUCUGCUCUCUCUGAUCUCUCUGAUUCCUUCUCUCUCUCUCUCACUCUCUCUCUCUUUUUCUCCUCUCUCCUCCCUCCCUCCCUUCUCCCUCCCUCCUUCUCUGUCCCUGCGUCUCCUCCAACAUGUCCACGGGGUCCCUCAGCGAUGUGGAGGACCUUCAGGAGGUGGAGAUGCUGGCGUGUGACGGGAUGAAAGUGGACUCAAGCAAGGAGGGUGCGACUUCCAACGAGAGUACCGAGGAGGGCUCCAACUGCGAGAACGGGUCUCCGCAGAAGGGCCGCGGCGGCCUGGGCAAGAGGAGGAAGGCGCCCACUAAAAAGAGCCCCCUGAGCGGGGUCAGCCAGGAGGGGAAGCAGGUCCAGCGCAACGCGGCCAACGCGCGCGAGCGGGCCCGCAUGCGGGUGCUGAGCAAGGCCUUCUCCAGGCUCAAGACCACUCUGCCCUGGGUGCCCCCGGACACCAAGCUCUCCAAGCUGGACACGCUCCGCCUGGCGUCCAGCUACAUCGCCCACUUGAGGCAGAUCCUGGCUAACGACAAGUACGAGAACGGUUACAUUCACCCCAUCAACCUGACCUGGCCUUUCACCGUAGCUGGGAAACCCGAGAGCGACCUGAAAGAAGUGGUGACGGCCAGCCGCUUGUGUGGAACCACGGUAUCCUGACCUUGGAGGUGCGAGUCUGGGGAAGGCUCGCUCCCCGGGGGGGGGGAGCGGGCCCCAGGAAGGCGCCCCCCGCCCUCCCUCGCUCUCUUCUCAACCCCCCUCGCGCAGCGCCCCUCUCCCAUCCCUCCCUGCGAGAACACUUUAGAGCAACGACGAGAUUCGUUUCCAAACAGAGGACAUCGAUUGUACUUACAGAUUCCCCCAUCUAUUUAACUUUAUUAACUUCUACCGUGAAUGACUUCUGUGAGCCUUGCUGGUCCAAGAGCAAUAUGUAAUUAUAUAUAAAUCUAUAGAAACAGAUUGAUAAGAGCCUAUCGACGACGUGUAUCUUUUUGUAUAAUAUGUUGUGAGAUGUAAUCAUAGGAUAGCUGACUUUGACAGUCACAUUUAUAAAGUAAUUCACCCAAAGAUAUAUAUUUUUUUCCAAGCAAGUUUUGCUACUUUUGAAAAUAAAUCUUUCUUUAUAUUGCUAAA
Messenger RNA from Dipodomys spectabilis (banner-tailed kangaroo rat), 1343 nucleotides. It is a transcript of the gene Tcf21, whose product is annotated as transcription factor 21. The record is from RefSeq and is a predicted model, not a curated record. Bases 330 to 869 code for a protein of 179 amino acids. NCBI's taxonomy places the organism in Eukaryota, Metazoa, Chordata, Mammalia, Rodentia, Heteromyidae. Gene Ontology annotation, molecular function: RNA polymerase II transcription regulatory region sequence-specific DNA binding; protein dimerization activity; DNA-binding transcription factor activity, RNA polymerase II-specific. The transcript has 2 exons. Gene Ontology annotation, biological process: regulation of transcription by RNA polymerase II; developmental process.